This is a messenger RNA of Ordospora colligata OC4, 1419 nucleotides long. Its product is annotated as serine/threonine protein kinase. The coding region runs from base 1 to 1419 and encodes 472 amino acids. Gene Ontology annotation, cellular component: cytoplasm; spindle pole; centrosome. Gene Ontology annotation, molecular function: protein kinase activity; ATP binding; protein binding. NCBI's taxonomy places the organism in Eukaryota, Fungi, Microsporidia, Ordosporidae. The transcript has a single exon. The record is from RefSeq and is a predicted model, not a curated record. Gene Ontology annotation, biological process: mitotic cell cycle; protein phosphorylation; regulation of cytokinesis.
AUGCCGGCAAAGAUUGAGUCGUACAUGGAGCUUGGAAGCGUUAUUGUCGAUCCUGAGUACCACACACGGUACGUUCUCAAGAAGCUCCUUGGACGAGGGGCAUAUGCACAGUGCUAUCUGGUUGCGAUAGAAAGCGGAGAGCAGUAUGCAAUGAAAAUCGUCCGACUGAAAGAUAUAACAAGCAAGAAGGUGCAUGAAAAGCUCGACUCCGAAAUAGCAAUACAUUCGAGGCUCGACAAUCCAAACAUUGUGAAGAUGUAUCGAUCGUUCAGAAGCGAGGAGUAUGUGUUUAUGGUUCUUGAGCUGUGUGAAAGGGGGGCGCUGGAUGCAUUGCUCAAAAGAAAUGGCAGGCUUAAAGAGAGAUAUGUUGCUAAGUUCAUAAAGCAGACUGUCGAUGGUCUUAUGUACUUACACAAUGCCAUGAGUGUUGUGCACAGGGACCUGAAGCUUGGAAACCUGUUUCUUGAUGCAAAGCUGAAUGUGAAGAUUGGAGACUUUGGAUUGAGUGCAGUAAUAAAGGAUGGAGAGAAGAAGGUUACAAUGUGCGGUACUCCAAACUACAUAGCUCCGGAGAUUCUAUUUGGCAAGGCAAGCGGGCAUUCGUUUGAGGCUGAUGUGUGGUCUCUGGGCGUGAUUAUAUAUACUCUACUUGUGGGUGUUCCACCGUUUCAAAAGAAGAAUGUUGAAGAUAUAUACAAAAUGAUUAAGCAAAAUAAUUAUAUCUUUCCUAAGGAUUGCGAUCUUUCAAGCGAGGCAAUCGACUUGAUUACGCAGAUUCUGAAUACUAACCCCCUUGAGAGGCCUGCGCUUGAGCACAUCCUCAGUCAUCGAUUUUUGUCACGAAAGGAGCACUUUCUGAUGAGGAUAUACAAAAGCCUGGUAUCCAACAGAACGCAAGAGAGGGGUGUUAAUGGAGACUAUGUGAUAUUCAGCAUUCCUGUGACUAAGCUGAGGGGAAUUGGUUAUGUACUGAGAUCAGGUGUGUAUGGAAUAUAUUUUGGAGAUCAUAGGAAUUUGAUGCUAAAACCAAACAAGCGAAGCGUUAUCUACUUGAACUCCACAAUUGAGAAUGGACGAAGAGUGUUCUAUAAAGAGGAGCAUCUAAUUGAGAAGAUACCUGAGGAGGUUGCUGAGUCAUACAAGGCAUUGCAAUACUUUAUCAGGACGUUUGAUAGUGGAUUUGUGUUUAUGAAUAUUGAGCCAUGCUUUAUUGUGAAGAUAAAGAAGUUUGAGUCUGGGUUUCUGUUUGUGAUGGCUGAUAGUACGAUUGUGUUUGAUUUUAUCAAUGGAUGGAAGGUUGUUAUAUCGAAGUGUGGAGAAAAUGCAUUGUGCUACAAUGGCAUGGGAGCAGUUCCGUUUAAUCAAGAAAUACGAAUGAAGUGUAUUGAGGUGUUGAAGGGGUGCUUUGGAGGUGCUUGA